AUGUCUUCCUCCAAGCCUCUCCACACUUACCACCGUCGCUCCAAAUCAAAAUCCCCUGACAGGGUGGAUUUCAAUCCGUCAAUUCCUAGGGUUCCUCGAACCCGUUCUUCUUCCUCUGUCCCUGUUGAAGAUUCCUCUUCUUUUGUGUCCUCUGAGGCUGCCUCCUUCUUUGAUAAGGUUAUCUCAAAGAGGAAAUUCAUUCCUGAGAGGACUUAUCAAUUUGAUGCUGUUCCUUUGGCGGCUCAGGAGUCUGCAAAUCAGAUUUUGGAGCACUACCACCUUCAAGCCCUAAAUUCUCUCUCUGGUAAGUUUAACAUCCCUGUUGUUCAAGAGUUUUACUCUAACUUUCCUGCUGACCCUAAGGGGUCAAAAUAUCAGAUUUUGGUUAGGUCAGUACCCAUUACUCUGAAACCAUCUGUUAUCAAUCGGGUCUUAGGCUUUCGAUCAUGCCCUGGUUUUGAUUUUGCAAAAUUUACUCUUGCUUCUGCUGAAUACUCUGUUGAUCUUUUUAAAUCCAUGGCAUACACUGAUCAAUCUUUGCCUUUGACUUCUAAAGGUCUGCCUAUCAACGCCUUUGUGAGAAAAAUGGGGUGGCAUUUCUUGAUUCCGAUCAGUGGCACCCCCCCCAUUGCUCCUUAUGGCAAGGCCUCUGCUGCCCUUAGCCAGAGAGUUUCCAGGACCUUUCUCACUUCUGUGUCGUCUUCCUCUGAGAAUGCCUCUCUCAGAGCUCAGUUGGCUGCCAAGGAGGAGUAUAUCCAACAUCUUUUGACCCUUAUUCCAUCCACUUCGGUUCCGGCACCUCCUGCUGCUGCUGCUGCUGCAGAUCCUCAGUCUGCUCCUGCCACUGAUGAGGACUCGGAUGACUCUGUGGAUUCUGGUGGCUCUUUGAUCUUUUAG
Molecule: messenger RNA, 897 nt
Organism: Prunus armeniaca (apricot)
Lineage: Eukaryota; Viridiplantae; Streptophyta; Magnoliopsida; Rosales; Rosaceae
Source: the annotation of a GenBank genome assembly